Molecule: messenger RNA, 1545 nt
Organism: Eublepharis macularius
Lineage: Eukaryota; Metazoa; Chordata; Lepidosauria; Squamata; Eublepharidae
Gene: NOSIP
Product: nitric oxide synthase interacting protein
Exons: 11
Coding region: 554-1429 (291 amino acids)
Cellular component (GO): nucleus
Molecular function (GO): ubiquitin protein ligase activity
Source: RefSeq, a predicted model, not a curated record
CCCACACUACUCAGCCUGGAGGAAGAGAGACCCCCAGACAACAGAGCUUGACAGAUCCUAGAGAGAGGCUGUCAGGGGGAUGGAAAGAGAGAAAGCUGAAGACAGUGGAACCAAUAAAGGGACGAAAACGAAGGAUUAUUAGGACUUGAAGGAAAGUCUGACGCGAGUUUUCUUUGAACAUCGAAGCGGAAACCCUCCUUUUUUGCAUAGGAACCUCAGUGCCACAGGCCCACUGUCGCUAGCUCGUUGCUUCCAAGGCAACGGGAGACGCUUUAAUUGAGGCACAACUGUAGCUUACUUCCGGACAUUGGACUUCCUGCUUCCGGUUCUCUAGGAAGAAGAGGAAUUUUUGUUUGGGUAGCUAUUAAAGACACAAGAUCAGAGCAGGCUGCUCCCCUCUAUCCUGCUCCAGCACAGUUGGCAGCCUUACUUGAGAAAAUGAUUCCUGGCUCAGUGUUAGCAUCCGGGGCAACUUUAGAAAACCUAGUGUGAAGAAGUGAAUGACUAAAAAAAGUAAGCUGGGACUCUUUCUGGAUUGUCUUGCUGAACCCACAUGACGCGCCAUGGCAAGAACUGCACCGCAGGGGCUGUCUACACCUACCACGAAAAGAAAAAAGACACAGCUGCUUCCGGCUACGGGACGCAGAAUGUCCGCCUUAGCAAGGAUGCUGUUAAGGACUUCGACUGCUGCUGCCUCUCCCUGCAGCCCUGCAAGGAUCCCGUUGUGAGCCCUGAUGGAUAUUUAUAUGAGAAAGAAGCCAUUCUGGAGUAUAUCCUGCACCAGAAAAAGGAGAUCGCCCGGCAAAUGAAGGCUUAUGAAAAGCAGAAAAAUGAGAAGAAGGCAGAGAUGGUGGAACUAACCAAGGCUGCCAAAGAGUCCAAGGUGAAGAGUUUCCUGGACAAAGAGCUAAGCAUUGUGAGCAAACCUCUCAACCCCUUUGAUCGCAAGGAAGGGGACUCCCAGCCUGGGCCCAGUAAUGAAGACAAAGCCAAGCAAUUGCCCAGUUUUUGGAUCCCUUCACUGACCCCGGAAGCCAAGACCAAAGUGAUUCAGAAGCCAGACAAGUGUGUUUAUUGUCCCAUGAGUGGGAAACCUCUGAAACUGAAGGAUCUGGUCCCAGUGCAUUUCACCCCUGUAGACCCUAACGUGGAUCGAGUUGGGCUGAUCAACCGGCAGGAUCGCUAUGUGUGUGCUGUCACACGAGACAUGCUUGGAAACUCAGUCCCUUGUGCUGUGCUCCGACCUUCGGGCUCUGUGGUGACUCUGGAAUGUGUGGAGAAACUCAUCAAGAAGGACAUGGUUGACCCAAUGAAUGGAGAGAAACUAACAGACAAGGAUAUCAUUGUCCUACAGCGGGGUGGCACUGGAUUUGCAGGGUCAGGCGUGGAGCUGGAGGCCAAGAAGUCCCGCCCUGUUAUGCAAGCUUAAUGUGCCCAGAAGCAUGGCCCAGCUGCAGAACCGCUCAGGGCUGCCUACCAGAGAAGUGUGCUGUGAAGGAGUGGCAACAGCUUUCUGUACUUUUGUAAAUAAAGUUGUGGAGGUUU